Molecule: messenger RNA, 2548 nt
Organism: Antechinus flavipes (yellow-footed antechinus)
Lineage: Eukaryota; Metazoa; Chordata; Mammalia; Dasyuromorphia; Dasyuridae
Gene: ILDR1
Product: immunoglobulin like domain containing receptor 1
Exons: 9
Coding region: 222-1946 (574 amino acids)
Cellular component (GO): plasma membrane
Molecular function (GO): high-density lipoprotein particle receptor activity
Source: RefSeq, a predicted model, not a curated record
CAGGAAGCAGCCGCGGCUUUGUUUGGAAAGGUGAGCAGAGGAGAGAGUGCUGUUGGUAGAGAUGUCACCCCCGGAGCCUCCUGGUCUGGGAAGCGCCGCACAAGUUUGCACUGCUUCCUAGAAGGGAGCUUUUGGAAGGCCCCAAAGAAAAUCGGGCUUUUCCGGGCUGCCUCAGAUGAAGAAAAUAACUGGACCCUGGAGAUCGUGAACCGAAAGGGGCCAUGAAGGGCUCGGAGCCGCCUCCACCUUUCCUCCUCCUCCUUCUCACCUGGCUCCCAGUAGGAUGCCUCUCUUUGCUGGUGACGGUGCAGGACACCGAACGCUAUGUCACUCUGUUUGCCUCCAUCGUCCUCAAGUGCGACUACACCACAUCUGCCCAGCUGCAGGAUGUGGUGGUCACCUGGCGCUUCAAGUCCUUCUGCAAGGACCCAAUCCUAGAUUACUACUCGGCAUCAUAUCAAGCAGCUUUAGCUCUGGGUCAGGACCCAUCCAAUGAUUGCAAUGACAGCCAAAGGACUGUCCGAAUUGUGGCCCAGAGGCGAGGACAGAAUGAACCAGUUUUGGGUGUGGAGUACCGCCAGCGCAAGAUUACUAUCCAGAACCGAGCAGAUCUUGUGAUUAAUGAGGUGAUGUGGUGGGAUCAUGGCGUUUAUUACUGUGCCAUUGAGGCUCCAGGGGACACUUCUGGAGAUCCAGAUAAGGAAGUGAAGCUCAUUGUUCUACACUGGCUAACAGUGAUUUUCAUCAUCCUUGGUGCCAUCUUCCUCAUCGUGCUAGUCAGUGUAUGCUGGUGCCAGUGUUGCCCCCAAUAUUGUUGCUGCUAUAUUCGCUGUCCUUGCUGUCCAACCCGGUGCUGCUGCCCUGAGGAAGCCCUGGCCCGGCACCGGUUUAUGAAGCAGGCUCGGGCACUAAUCCCCCAGAUGAUGGAAAAACCUCUCUACUGGGGUGCUGACAGAAGCUCCCAGGUUUCAUCUUACCAAAUGAACCCGCUGCUGCAGCGAGAUUUUUCUCCACCGGCCAGCUUCCCUCAGAUGCCAGUGCACCCAACACCAACUCACCCCCCUGCUGCCAAUGGAGUACUGGAGUACUUAGAGAAGGAGCUACAGAAAUUCAACCCUGCCCAGGCCCUCCCACCAACCCACAAAGCAAGAGUUGCUCGUCACUGCAGCAUGUUGUCCUCCCUGGGUUCAGAAAUCAUGGAACGCAGGAUUAUUCACCUCCCCCCCUUGGUCAGAGACUUUCCCUCCUCCCAGAGAACCAGUGAAUCAUCUCAGCAACAGUGGGGCUCCCAGUUUUCCAGGAGACCUUGGGCUCUGGAUGACAUGAAAGAGGAGAGAAGGCUGAAUUAUUACUCUGAUUUCCGUCGAGGGUCCUUGGAACCAUGGCCAAAAUCCAAAGCCUUGGAGCACAGGGGUCAAGAGAAAUAUAAGGGUGGAAGGCAUUGGACUUCCAGGGAGGAAGUCUCACCCACCUCCAGGCCAUACUCUGAUAGCCUGAGUGAUGAUGAGUCCUAUUCCCGGCAGGCACACUGGAGCUCCAACCACUCAACCCAACGUAAUCGAUCUCCAGGAAGGCAUUCUCGGCCAGCUCAGAGGGAAAGUGCCCUCAGACACGGUAGCCACCGGCACCGCAGCCAUUCCCCGCCAUCUUGCCAUAGCUCUUGGAGUUCAGAAGAAGAGAAGGAGCGGCAGUAUCGUCAAGGCCGGAAAUCCCACCGUCCUCCUCCACCUUCAAGCUGGACUGAAGAGAAGCCACCAAGCUAUCACUCUCUAGAAGUCAUUCCAGGCAAGAAUGUCAGGAAAAAAGGGAAUGUGGAAAGGCGCUCGUAUUCCAAAAAGAAGUCCUCACCAGACUGCCAAAAGGGUUUAUCACCAACAAAUAUGGUCCCCUGGCCUUCAAGAAAGGAGAGAGAAAGCUCCCAUAGUGGAAGGAGUGUCAUCAUUUAAUACCUGGGAUCUCCUUGGCUGUUCUGUCAUGAUAGAUGACAAUUAAUUUUCUGACUCAGAAGCCCUGGCGAUUCUGAACUCAUGUUUCUGGAUUGGACCUCAGGAACCAAGCUGAAGUGACAUGAUGGCGUGAACCUAUUUCAUUUGACCUUUGGCUUCUCUUUUCAUUCAUUCAAUAAGCAAAUAGGUGUCUCCUGGGUGCCAAUCAACAAGCAUUUAUUAAGCACCUGCUAUGCUUUACAAGCACAAUGCUAGGCAGUACAGAUACAAAGAUAAGUAUGAAUGGGGAUAUAGGUCUGACAAGAACUCAGUUUCAUGAGUCUUCAACUCAGUUAUAUGUAUCAGAACCAAAGCUCAGUCUCAGAACUCGGGAGUCUUGAAGCAGUUGAACACUCAAGAGGAACAAGAGAGAUGAAAUGGCCUGUGUGUGCCUCUGUAUAAAGCAGUUCUAAGGAAUGUUUUCUAAGGGGAGCAUUUAGUAUAAACUUAGUCUCCGACUGUUUCAUCCUUAGAUUUAUAGCCUCACAACUCAGCUCAUUCUAUUUUAGGGUCACAUCAAUUUAAAGGUGCUGCCUAAGGGAAAAUAAAAGGCUGUGAUGGUG